Pogoniulus pusillus (Red-fronted tinkerbird) is the source of this 4466-nucleotide messenger RNA. It is a transcript of the gene BAK1, whose product is annotated as BCL2 antagonist/killer 1. Gene Ontology annotation, molecular function: protein homodimerization activity; protein heterodimerization activity. Gene Ontology annotation, biological process: intrinsic apoptotic signaling pathway in response to DNA damage; extrinsic apoptotic signaling pathway in absence of ligand; regulation of apoptotic process. The coding region runs from base 222 to 878 and encodes 218 amino acids. The transcript is spliced from 6 exons. Lineage: Eukaryota; Metazoa; Chordata; Aves; Piciformes; Lybiidae. Gene Ontology annotation, cellular component: mitochondrial outer membrane. The record is from RefSeq and is a predicted model, not a curated record.
GGGUUUCCAGCUGGGUUGGGUUUUCUUCUCUCUUCUUUUCCCUCCUCCUCCCCGGGCCCUGUUCGCUUCCUUCCCCCGCGCCGCGCUCCGGGGAGGAGGCAGGAAGGGGAUGGAGCAGCAGCUCCGCGCCGGGAUGCGUUAACGCCGCCGGGCACCGCGACCUGCCCGGUCCUCGGCUCUCCUCCCUCCAGGCGAAGUUGAUCUUCCCAAGCAGCUCUGCGAUGGCCUCAGGGAACCAGGAUGGCCCAGCGAGGGCACAGGGACAAGAGGGCAGCAGCAGACAGCAGCACUCACAGGAGCUCGAAUCAGAAAACCAAGUGGUGGAGGAGGCCGAGGAGGUGUUCCGCGGCUACGCCUUCUACCGCUACCGGCAGGAGCGAGAGGAGCGAGGGGAGGAGGUGCCCCCGGCCCCGGAGUUGGAGGAGUUCCAGCAGGAGGAGAGCUACAGCACGGGCAGCCAGGUGGGGCGGCGCUUGGCCAUCAUCGGCGACGACAUCAACGAGCGCUACGACCAAGAGUUCCGCUGCAUGCUGAAGUCUCUGCAGCCCAACAGGGACAAUGCCUAUGAGUACUUCACCAGGAUAGCCUCCAGCCUGUUCGAGAGCGGCAUCAACUGGGGCCGCGUGGUGGCGCUGCUGUGCUUCGGGUACCGCCUGGCGCUGCACGUGUGCGGGCAGGGCGUGCGCGGGUUCCUGCGCCGCACCGCCCGCGGCCUGGCCGAGGUCCUGCUGCGGCACCGCAUCGCCCGCUGGAUCGCGCAGCAGGGAGGAUGGGUGGCCGCGCUCAAGCUGGACAAUGUGUACGUGAACUACAUGCUGGUGGUGCUGGCGCUGGUGCUGGUGGCGCAGGUGGUGGCGCGGCGCUUCUUCAGGCCCUGAGCGGCGCCGGGCAGCGGCUGGGCGGCUCUGGCCGAGCGCUCGGACCUCUGCGCCGCGUUGGCAUCUCCCGGGGGAGGGAGGAUUCAAGGAGCCUCUGGGAAACAGCAGCUCGGACCUGCGACCCUCGGGGCCCAGCGUCUCUGCCAUCUCUGCAGACACCGCCCGGAGCUGCGCAGAGCAGCAGCGUGAGGAAGGUUCAGCUUUGUCUGUUUCGUGCCUUGGCUGCUGGGGACAGCAGGACUGUGACGCUGCAGCACCCAGCAGUGAGCCACAACAGGCUGCUCUGCAGCCGAACGUCUGAAGGAACACACUUGUGACAAUGGGGGGAGGUCCUCUCCCCUCCCUGGGAGGUGCAGAGCUCCCCUCUUGCUGGUGGCUCCAGCCCAGGCCAUGACUGCACCUGAAGAGGGAUUGCAGCCCUGGCUGCUGCAGUCGUGGUCUGCAGGGGCCAGCACCGGCCCGGGCGGGGCUGCCUUUCACCUCCCCUCUGUUCCUGAGCCUCCUCCUCCCUUUUGAGCAGAGUCCUGACCCUUUCGUAAAGAAACAGGCUGGCAGCCUGCCUGCUGGCAGGGCCUGCCCCUGGCACAGGCAGCACUGGCACAAAGGUUGCCCUGCCAGAGCCUGAACCUGCAGCUCUCCGUGGCCGCGGCAGGUGCUGGGCUGCAGCCCCACUGCUCUCACGGCUCAAGGCUCCUGUGGCAGAACAAGGAGGCAGCAGCAGGUUUCCAGACACUACAAAGGGCAGAGACACCCUCCUGCCCUCCUCCACUUCGCUGGCAGCUGCUGGGCAGCAGAGCUGGCUGCUGGCACACGAGCAGCACGUUUGUGGCCAGUUGGUCUCCCUUGCUCUAGCUGGGAGGCUCUGGAGCUGCAUCCCAUCCCUGUACAGCUCUUUGCCUUCAGGGCAGGGUGGUGCAGGCACAUCCUGCUUAAGCCCAGGGCUGCCGUUUUGGAGCUGCCCAGACAGCAGAGCCCAGCCCCUCCUGGGCACAGGCACAGUGCCCUGGGGAAGGGACUUGACCUGGUUCCCUUCAGGACUAAGGCUCCAGCAGCAUUUUGGGGAAGGGAAGGGAGGGAAGCAGGCUCCACACUCCCAGAUCUUGCCGGGAGAGCCUCCCAGCAUGGCCACAUGGUUUAGGUCUGUGCUUUUCACUUCAGGUGAUUCUGGAGCUCUUGAAACUGUGACUGGCCCUGUCUGAGCCAAACUCACCCUGCCCCAUCAGCAUCUCGAGCAGGUCAGACAGCGCGGGGGGGAGCUGCAGAGACCCCAGAGGCAGGGGGCGAGCGUGCUGCUGUGUCUGGGCUCCUCUCACCUCUGGGCUGGGCACUGGGACAGCUGGAGCCACAGUACCACAGCCCUGAGCCUCCUGCCCUCUGGGGCCUCUCCAUGCUGGUUGGAGCAGGGAACUUGGUGGUGCUGCCACAGGAGGGGCUGAGUGACCACAACUGACAGUGCCCCCACGCAGCUCUGCAGCCUGGGGGUUGCCAAAGGGACAGAGCUCAGCUCCCCUGUGUCCUCCCCUGCUGUCGCCAGCUGUGCUGACCACCUCGAGAGCAGUCCUUCUGCCCUGCUGUGCUGGAGGCGAUCCUGGCAGCUGAGCUGGUUGUGAGCCACUCCAGCACUGCCUCCCCAGAUCUCCAGUUCCUACCUUAGUCACCACCUCCAGGUGGAUUUCCCCCCCUCAGUUUGUGUGCCUUGCUGCCGCCGAGGCUGACUGCCGCAGGUCUGCCCCCGCACACAGGCAGGACCCCUCACAGCCUUGCUGCACACAGCCGCAGAGGCUCAGCAGGACCUCAGCUCAGCGCACAGCCCUCCUGCUGCUGCCCCGCGGCGAACCUUGCAGCUGCUCCCCGGCUCCUCCUGAGCUUUUCCUUUGGCCCCUUUGUUCUGCAGUGCUCUGGGCUGUGCUUCACGGACAAGCAUUAAAGUGUUUGCUGUGCUCCGGCUCUGCCCCAGGUCUGCUGUCAUUGCUGUGCCGAGCAGCACAAACGCCCCAGGGCAGCUCCACGCUCAGGUUCUGCCUCUGCAAGCAGCUGAAGUGUGCCCUUAGCUCACCUGCCCUCCCGUGCGUGUCUCUGCCUUCAUCCACACAACUUCCCUGCCGCUAUGUCACCUCUCGAGCAGACCCGGAGAGUCCCUCAGGCUCUGCCGACCCUGGGGUCAGCCAAUCUCGCCAGCUUGGCAUUCUCCGGGUGCCCAGCCCCGCUCCUUGCCUUCUCCUCUGGGCCAGAACACCACCAGAUGGAGCCUUUCGGCCACGAGGGAAGUGAACUUCUGAGGGCUGGGUUCCUGCUCUCUUCACCAGCCUUCAUCAUCUCUUCUCCGUGUGCCACCAUCCUCCAGGCCAGUUCUGGGCCCUGGCCGUGUGCCCAGCAGGCUCUCUUAGAGCAGGAGAGCAGCUUUUAUCCACUGCUUCACACUCCAAGAACUCUAAGGGGUUGCAGAGAUCUCUGCUGGUACUGAGGGCUGUGCUGCUUGCAGUGAGCUCUCACCUUCCACCCCAAGGCAAGCCCUGAGGCCAGCAGCCUGGGGGUGGAGAACAUUCUCCAGCUUUCUGGUAGCUGCUCAGGCCUCAGCAAAGCCUCUGGGAGCAGGGCAGAGGGAACCUUCCCAAGAGGUGCAGCAGCCAGGCAGAGUUCCAGGUGUGAAAUCCUCUUGAUCCCUUUCCCAGGGAUGUGCAGGGAGCACUGCCUCAGGACAGCAGCCUUCUGGUCUCCCUCUGCCUCUCAGCUGCCCCUGUCCCCAGGGAGGGGCUGUGAAUGGGUUGCUGGUCCCUCUUUGGCAACAGCACUGUGGGGGCGGCCACCUGGGUGCUGGGUUCAAGGGCUGAGAGGAGCUGAGCUCCCAGGGAAAGGCAAAGGGCUGGGAGCCUGAAGGGUCUCCUUGGCUGAGUCCAUCUGAGAGCAUUUCCUGCUCCCACCCUCUCCAGCUCUUUCCUUCUGGAUGCAAGAAUCUGCCUGCACCGUUGGGAGGCUUGACAGGAGCACCUCUCCCCUCUGACCCUUCCUCCUGCUGUGAGCCAAACCCUGAGCCAGGCAACUGCUCGCUGUGUGCCUGGGGCUGGUGGCAGCCUCCCGUGAAGCUGCUGCUGGGGCCGGCCCCUGGUGCUCGAACCCACACUCACCACUCCUCUGCUCCUUCCUUGCCUUUCUCACCGUCUCAGUGUGCCUGGGGCUCCACACAGCUCUGUCCCACCUCCCAGGAAGCCUCUAGUCCACCCCAGCACUGCAGGAGGGGGCAGGGCUCAUGAUGGAGCAGUAGAGCUUUGUGCUGACUCUGGAGGGGAGGACACUUGGUCCACGCCUUUUCUUUCAGGGGGAGGGAGAGGAAGAUGGUUCAUGGGUUGGGCUCCUUGACCUUCAGAUCUUUUCCAGCCUCAAGGAUGCUGUGAUUCUGGGUGGCCAGCAGCAGCAGGGAGCUGGGAAGGAGCUGUGCCUGUGGGCAGCCAUUGCCCAGGCAGGUCACCCUCCAGGGGCAGGCAGAGGGCCUCGGGGGGGUUGUUUUUACCCUUUGCUUCCAUGAAUACUCUGGUUUGAAAUGAUGCAAUAUAGGUACCUGUGGAAUAAAACUGGGUCUUGCAGUGCAAA